GUGUCUGUGUUCGCAUCGCGAGCGGGACACACAUCGGUCCGGAUCGUCGUAUCGGCCGCUGGAGGAGGAGCUCAUCCUUCGCCCGGACUCACUCGGAUCGGAAUCAUGGAAGCGGCGGCGGAGGGAGCGGCGAGCCUCCCGACGGAGGAGGCCGGCGGCGGGGAGCGGGAGGAGAGAGCGGCGAGCGGAGCCGCAGUGUCCGAGGACGCGGAGGAGGAGGAGAGCGUGAUGAUGGGCGCCGGCGGCGACACGGACGCGGCUGGAGACGCGGAAGCUGCUGCUAAGAAGGCCUUCAUAACAGAGGUGGGGAAGAAGAUUGGCCACCGGGGAGUUGACGCUUCUGGGGAGACAACCUACAAGAAGACCCCGUCUUCAGCUCUCAAGGGGGCCAUCCAGCUGGGCAUUGGCUACACAGUGGGCAACCUGAGCUCCAAGCCUGAAAGGGAUGUCCUAAUGCAGGACUUCUAUGUAGUGGAGAGCAUCUUCUUCCCCAGCGAAGGCAGCAAUCUGACUCCAGCUCACCACUUCCCCGACUUCCGCUUUAAGACGUACGCUCCCGUUGCCUUCCGCUACUUCAGAGAGCUCUUCGGCAUUCGGCCCGACGACUACCUGUACUCCUUGUGCAACGAGCCCCUGAUCGAGCUCUCCAACCCGGGUGCCAGUGGCUCGGUGUUCUACGUCACCAAGGACGACGAGUUCAUCAUCAAAACGGUCAUGCACAAGGAAGCAGAAUUCCUGCAGAAGCUGCUUCCUGGUUACUACAUGAACCUGAACCAGAACCCUCGCACGCUGCUGCCCAAGUUUUUCGGCCUGUACUGCGUCCAGUCCGGGGGGAAGAACAUCCGCGUGGUGGUGAUGAACAACGUCCUGCCCCGCGUCGUGUCUAUGCACCUCAAGUAUGACCUGAAGGGCUCUACCUACAAGCGCCGCGCCUCCAAGAAGGAGCGGGAGAAGGCCAGGCCGACCUUCAAGGACCUGGACUUCAUGCAGGACGUGCAGGAUGGUUUGAUGCUGGAUGCGGACACCUACAACGCCCUGGUUAAGACCCUGCAGAGGGACUGCUUGGUGCUGGAGAGCUUCAAGAUCAUGGACUACAGCCUUCUGCUGGGAGUGCACAACAUAGACCAGGCAGAGCGCGAGCGGCAGCUGGAGGGCUCCCAAGGCUCCAGCGAUGAAAAGAGGCCGGUGGCGCAGAAGGCCCUCUACUCAACCGCCAUGGAGUCCAUUCAGGGAGGAGUGGCCCGCGGGGAGGCCAUCGACACGGACGACACGAUGGGCGGGAUCCCUGCGGUCAACGGCAAAGGAGAGCGUCUUCUGCUAUACAUAGGAAUCAUUGACAUCCUGCAGUCGUACAGGCUCAUCAAAAAAUUGGAGCACACGUGGAAGGCUCUCGUCCACGAUGGGGACACGGUCUCGGUGCACCGGCCCAGUUUCUACGCGGAUCGCUUUUUCAAGUUCAUGAGCAACACCGUCUUCAGGAAGAAUUCCUCCUUGAAGUCCUCGCCCUCCAAGAAAGGCCGAGUGGCUCUGACGGUACCCAAGCACGCCGGCCCCGGGGCCGCCUGGUCGGCCAGCCAGCUGCCCUGCGAGAGAGAUGAGAACAUCUACGACCUGCGAGGUGCCCGCAGCUUCCCCACGCUGGAGGACGAGGGUCGGCCGGACCUCCUCCACUGCACCCCUCCAUCGUUUGAGGAGGCCACCACAGCGUCGAUCGCCACCACCCUGUCCUCCACCACCUCCCUGUCUAUUCCGGAGCGUUCCCCAUCUGACACGUCGGAGCACCCUCGGUACAGGAGGCACCCCCAGUCCUUCAGUCAGGAAGGAAGGGCCCAGGAGGAGGACCAGCAGACCAUCACAGUGGAGGUGGAGGUCAAGAUGCAUGACGGCAACUUUGGCAUUGAUGCUGCAACGCCCUCCCCGGAGUCCAGCCAGCCUCCUGAGGGCGCUGCCGCUGCCUCUUCCGCGGUGUCCGCCGCCAGGGUCCCCGAGGAGCCCGACAUGGCCAGCCAGCAGUCUGAGAGUGCCAGCCACGCCUCCGCAGAGGACGAGGAGGACGUGCCGAUCACCGACAUCUACUUCCAGCCUCCCGAGGACAGGACCUGGGUUUACUCUCCCCUGCACUAUGGUACAGAGUCUCCAUCCUUGUCGGACGGAGAGAGGGAGACCCAGUAAACGGUGGCACCGAAGAAGCCGGGAGAAGCGAGCCUGUUCCUGCCAACGGAGCCCGCUGUUAGGGUGACAGGCGUACGGGACAGAAAAUCUCAAGUGUGGGAGAAAUUCGGCGUAGUCCCACAAAUGCUUCCGGACAAUUCCUAGAAAAACCUGCCCCCAAUCAAAUAUAUGCAGAUGUACAUUUAGAACAGGAGAUGAACGGAAAGAGUAGUGUUCUCGACAGUAAGUCCUGGCCUCAGAGCAGGACUCCGCUGUCAACUCUCCUCUCUAGUGCUCUCAUCCGAAACCAAGGAAGGGCUUUGUGUUAAUGUUUGUUUUUUUUUUUAAACCUUGUUUCUGUGCAUUUUUAAGCCAAUUUUAAUACUGUGAACAUUUUUAAUGUCGUGCAUUGUAUGCCAUAAAAAGUCAGGGUUUCCUGCAGUUCCACUUUUAAGGACUGUUGAACCAUAUUCCUUGUCGUUUUCGGUCUGGAUUUCAGGGCGAUGCUGGGUGGCAAGAAAUUGAAAUCCUGGUUUCAAAUAUAUAUGUAUACAUAAAUGCAUGCGCGCACACACGUUUUCUUCUCCAAGGAUGGAGAUCGUACUUCCUUUAGAAGUUACGCUUAAGGAAGAAUUUUGAUUUAUUUACUCAAGGUCUUAGUUUGAAUCAUUUUAAAACGUUUAUUUAAGGUAUCAGUUUCUCUCUCAAGGGCCUACACACACACACACACACACACACACACACACAGGUGAGAUUAAAACUGUUGCUUGAUCAUGGAAACCCAUAAUAUUUACUGUACACGGAUGUCUUCCGGGGAGAACAGUUUGGAGAAAUGUGGCCUGUCGUUCUGUGUAAAUGGCAACCAGCUGAUACGUUGUAAUGUUGCGUGAAAAGGCGACUUCGCACAGAUGAUGGAUUUUGGUAUAAAUGCCACUUAAGGAGUCAGGUUCACGUUCCUUGGUCAUGUCCGACAUGUUAGCCCUCAGGUGCUCUUUCAGUCAACUAAGUGGGCAGAUUUUUAAGCAAAUUUGCUAGGGUGUUGGAUAUUAGCACUCCCAUUUGAAGUUGAGAGCGGAAAAUUCCUUCUCCGUGUAAAGUGUGUGUUUGUGUGUCCGGUUUUCUCAGUCUUCGUUUAGUAGGAAUCACUGCGGUAAACCAACUGACGGACCUCGGGAAUGACAUCAAGGGCUAGGUGACUGCUGGUAGAAAGCAAUGAUCCAUAAUUUCUUGAUGUUCUCUCUGUUUUAUUGUUAUUACUUUGGCUGCUCUUUAUGGAAUCCAUCAACUUUUAAGUCCUUUUUCCCCACCUGUGCUGUACAAUUGAAAGCAUUGACACAAUCACCUUCUUAUUCAAUACAGUUAGGUUUGUAGGUGAGAAAAACCCAGAUUAAAUACACAGUACAACUAUCAAAUAGGAUUCUUGUCCUUGUGUCAUGAAGUUGAACUACAAACAUUUGUCUGCUAUCUAUAGUUAUUUUUUAUUUGGGGAGUACACUUUGCUAUGAUGUGAAAUAAUGUUGAUUGUUAUGAAUUGAUGAAUUGCAGUGGCCAGUUAUUGAUUGCGGUUAUCAAUGACACAGUGAGUUUAACAGCGUUAUAUUUAUUUGUAGUUCCGUAAAAUUUUAUUGCCUUAUUGAGAAAUGUAAGCUUUGUCAAAUUGUUCAGUUUAUGGUAACAUUUAUUUCUAAGCCAUGUUCUAAUAUUUGUCUCUGGUAGUGUGUACAUAAGAAUGAAUUUGUGUAUAUAGAUAUAAAUAUAUAUUUUCCUUUUGAACCGGAGAGCUUUUGCCCCCCCC
Messenger RNA from Scleropages formosus (Asian bonytongue), 3946 nucleotides. It is a transcript of the gene pip5k1ca, whose product is annotated as phosphatidylinositol-4-phosphate 5-kinase, type I, gamma a. Gene Ontology annotation, molecular function: 1-phosphatidylinositol-4-phosphate 5-kinase activity. Bases 106 to 2172 code for a protein of 688 amino acids. Gene Ontology annotation, biological process: phosphatidylinositol phosphate biosynthetic process. The record is from RefSeq and is a predicted model, not a curated record. Gene Ontology annotation, cellular component: plasma membrane. Lineage: Eukaryota; Metazoa; Chordata; Actinopteri; Osteoglossiformes; Osteoglossidae. The transcript is spliced from 18 exons.